CAGGUUGAAACAUUUUCCCAAAACAGUUCUGCAAAAUGACAAGCCUGUUCCGCAGGAGCAGCAGCAAUGGCGGGUCCCGGGGUGGGGGGAACGCCUCGGCCCAGGAACUCAACAACAGCCGGCCCGCCCGGCAAGUCCGCCGCCUGGAGUUCAACCAGGCAAUGGAGGACUUCAAGACCAUGUUCCCCAACAUGGACUAUGACAUCAUCGAGUGUGUGCUGCGUGCCAAUAACGGCGCCGUCGAUGCCACCAUUGACCAGUUGCUGCAGAUGAAUCUGGAUGGGAGCAGCUAUGAUGAUAGCUCAGACUCAGACGACAGCAUCCCUCCUGAGAUUUUGGAACGGACUUUGGAACCAGAUAGCUCUGAUGAAGAGCCCCCACCAGUGUACUCACCUCCUGCCUAUCACAUGCACAUGUUUGACAGGCCUUAUCCCCUGGCUCCCCCUACCCCACCUCCCAGAAUAGAUGUGCCUAGUGCUGGGGUCCCCCCAACCCAGAGGCGCUAUCGAAACUGGAACCCUCCACUUCUGGGCAACCUUCCUGAUGACUUCCUUCGAAUUCUGCCCCAGCAACUGGACAGUUUGCAGGGGGAUAGUGGACCCCCCAAGCCAGGGCUUGCGGAGGUCAGCCAACCCCUGGCUGGAAACCUGGAAGAGGAAUGCCGCUGGAAGCAGUACCUGGAAGAUGAGCGGAUUGCCCUCUUCCUGCAGAAUGAAGAGUUCAUGAAGGAGCUGCAACGGAACCGUGACUUCCUCCUUGCCCUGGAGAGGGAUCGAUUGAAAUAUGAGUCUCAGAAAUCCAAAUCCAGCAGCAUGGCUGUCAGUAAUGACUUUGGUUUUCCAUCCACUGUCACAGGAACCAGUGAAGCCAACCCUGCUGUGUCUGAAGAUGCCUUAUUCAGGGACAAGCUGAAGCACAUGGGGAAAUCCACCCGGAGGAAGUUGUUUGAACUUGCCAGGGCCUUCUCUGAGAAGACCAAGAUGAGGAAGACAAAGCGAAAACAGUUAUUGAAGCACCAGUCGCUGGGAACGGCGGCAUCUACAGCUAAUCUCCUGGAUGACAUGGAAGGCCAUGCCUGUGAUGAAGACUUCCGGGCAAGGAAGCAAGAACCACUCAAGGAGGAGGAAGCACCCAGAGAAGGACAGUAAGAGGUGCUGGAGUUCACCAGAGAUGAAAUGCCCUAAUGGGGCAGCCAAAUAGUGAUGGCCUCUCCUUAGCUGCCCAAGCCUGCUGCAGUAAGACAGAGGGUGUGUGAGCAUCAAGGCACCAAGUUUCUCCCUCCAGAGCACGCUCUGCUCCUCCGAAGCCUUGCUCCCAGCCACCUUCUGUCCUUCCCGUCUUGUGCAGGGUUUUGGAACUUUGGUAUUGCCAUAUUGUGAUUGGAGUAAGCAUCUGGGGGCCCCCCCGCUAAGGGCAGCAGCCAAUCACAGUUUUCUCUUUUAGCUGUGUUGUUUUAGGGGCAAUGAGAGGAGGGGAACUUUCCCCUCCCUGGUUUUUUUUUUAAUGUCUCUUUGUAGCCUUUUUGGCUUCCUUUUCCUCCCUCUCAUCAUCCCUCUCCCUAAAGGAGCAGGUCCAAUCAAUGGGAGGGCUGGAAACAUAAAGCACAGACCCAAGUUUCUAUAUGGGCAAGAACAAAAUGGACCCUUUUCUUCCCUCAUUUAACCUCCCUCAUUUCUCAGACUAGUCUAGAAUCCACUGAAGGUUCUGAGAUAUUGGCUACUCCUUCCUGCCGCCCCCCCCCCUCAGCACCCUACUCCUUUCUUUUCCUGGGCCCCUGGCUGCUGUUUUUCAGGAUGAAACCCAUCUUCCAUCCUUGUCUCCUUCCCAGAACUCUCUCAGGCACAGGGAUGAAGAAACAGGAUCUGAUGGGAUACUCACACCCCGAUUGGGGUAGCAGAAAAGCACAGGCAUGUUGUAAUGAUCUGAUACAAAAGCCCUGGAGCCAACAAGUGGGAGUGAUGGGAGAAAACCUAUUGGACAGUAGUUUCCUGAGGAUCUUUCUUCAGGAGGGUUGCCACCUUCCAGAGAAAUGGUCCUGGGGGUAGCUCUAGAACUGGAAAGGACCUUAGAGAUCAUCUAAUCCAACCCAAUCAUUUUCCAGAUGAGGAAACUGAGGCCCAGAGAAGUUCAUGGAUUCAUCCAAGGUUACACGAGCCUUUUGGGGUGGGUGGGAAAGGUGGGAUUUGAACUCAGGUUCUAUAACUCCAAAUUCAGUAUUCUUCCCAUUAUGCCAUAAGCAAAAAUAUUGUUACUGGGAGAGCUAUCGGCUGUCACGUUGGAGAUGGGUAAUGGUGGUGGUAGGGGAUCCUCUGUAAUCGUCUGGAGUCAGGACAAGGGCAUGCUGGAGCAUUUGCUUCUUUUACUCCUGUUGGGAAAUAGAACAGGACAAGUUGUCCAUUGUGGAGUCAGUGGAGGCAUAGUGGCUCUGCUCUGAAUUGAUUACUCCUAAGUCUGGGAUCUCUUGCCAGCCUAGAUUGGUGUGGGAAAAGGGAAAGGAAGGGAGAGGUCCUCUAGGAGGGAAUCCUAGAGUCUGCUUGGCCGUGCUGGUGGCCGGGGGAAUGAAGGGGGGGUCCCUUUCCUCAGGAGAGCGCUGGCAUGGAACACCUCUAGGUGCUGAAGGAGAAGCUUGGUGCCCAUAAGCAGAAGAUGUUGAACAGUGAGACCUUCAGAGCUAGAGAGAACAGUGGGGAAACAGCUGUUUUUUAUGCAGGAUGCAGGGCGAGGGGUGGAGUUGCCCUGGGUAUCACCUGCUCAGCCUGAAAGCUGGCCUCGGAGCAGAAGUGCAGGCUGAGUCCUGUUUGGGGUGGGGAAGAAACCUGUUCUCAAGAGGAAGCUCUGCAGGGGGAGCCUGCCUCCCUACCCAGCUGCUCACUCACUCACUGGCCUAGGGAGUUCACUCUCUCUGUCUUUUCACACAGGGAUGGGGAGAAGCUGAUUUCAGGAAUCAGGAAGCUUGGAAAAGAGUUUUUUAGAGGAGGGGCUCCCAGGUUCACGAAAGCAUCAGAUCUCUCUACUGCCCAGUUUAGGGCCUGGACUUCUUAUUGUUAAUGGUGGGAUGGAAAGAGGAAGCUUAUAGCUGAUCUGAGGGAGCAUCUGUUAAAAUGAUGAAAUUAUUCUCAUAGUAUUCUUUUCCCUAGUUGAGAGGAGGGCGGGGCAGGGAGAGAGAGAAAUGAGAGAAAUGAGAAAGAGGAUAGAGAGAGAUGGGAAAAUGAGAGAA
This is a messenger RNA of Gracilinanus agilis (Agile Gracile Mouse Opossum), 3217 nucleotides long. It is a transcript of the gene CUEDC1, whose product is annotated as CUE domain containing 1. The record is from RefSeq and is a predicted model, not a curated record. Gene Ontology annotation, molecular function: ubiquitin binding. The transcript is spliced from 12 exons. Lineage: Eukaryota; Metazoa; Chordata; Mammalia; Didelphimorphia; Didelphidae. The coding region runs from base 36 to 1148 and encodes 370 amino acids.